Eutrema salsugineum is the source of this 1130-nucleotide messenger RNA. Its product is annotated as splicing factor 3B subunit 4. The record is from RefSeq and is a predicted model, not a curated record. NCBI's taxonomy places the organism in Eukaryota, Viridiplantae, Streptophyta, Magnoliopsida, Brassicales, Brassicaceae. The coding region runs from base 12 to 1028 and encodes 338 amino acids. Gene Ontology annotation, molecular function: RNA binding. Gene Ontology annotation, cellular component: U12-type spliceosomal complex; nucleolus. Gene Ontology annotation, biological process: positive regulation of mRNA splicing, via spliceosome. The transcript is spliced from 9 exons.
ACAAGAAGAAGAUGAUGACGUCUCGAAUAGCUCAGGGAGUAGGAGCUAAUCUUCUGGGCCAACACUCCACUGAGAGGAACCAAGAAGCUACUGUUUACGUCAGGAAUCUCGAUCCCCAGAUUUCUGAAGAGUUGCUUUGGGAAUUGUUCAGACAAGCCGGCCCCGUUGUUAACGUCUAUGUCCCGAAAGAUAGGGUGACAAAUCUUCAACAAAGUUAUGGAUUCGUUGAGUUCCGAAGAGAAGAAGAUGCUGACUAUGCAGUUAAGGUUCUUAAUAUGAUUAAGCUCGGUGGACAUCUUAUAAAUGUCAAGAAGGCGACUCAAGAUAAGAAGAACUUGGAUGUUGGUGCUAACCUUUUCAUUGGAAACCUUGACCCUGAUGUAGAUGAAAAGCUCUUGUAUGAUACUUUUAGCGCGUUUGGUGUGAUUGUUUCUAAUCCUAAGAUAAUGCGAGAUCCUGAAACCGGGAAUCCACGAGGUUUCGGUUUCGGUUUCAUCAGCUAUGACUCCUUUGAUGCUUCUGAUGCUGCUAUUGAGGCAAUGACCGGACAAUAUCUCUGUAAUCGUCAAAUAACAGUCUCUUACGCAUACAAGAAAGACACAAAAGGAGAGCGCCACGGUACUCCAGCACAGAGGCUUUUGGCUGCCACAAAUCCAAGUUCCAGACCCCACAAACUAUACGCAAGCGGCCCGGCUACGCGUCCUAAUGCUCCUCAAGCUAACGGUCUACAACGUCCGUUUGCCAAUGGUGGCAUACGACCUGUGCCGAUCCCAGCUCAACGUCCACCACCACCACAAGCCUAUCAAAAUCAGCCACAACAACAACACGGCUUAGCGGUUCCACCACCCAUGGAACUCCGUCCUCCCCAGCUUAUUCAUCACCAACAAGGUUUUGGUGGACCAAUGCCACCACCACCACAUCAAGCCACGCCGCAACACAUGCAGCAAGGUGGACCACCACCACCACCACCUAUGCACCACCAUCAUCAAAUGUCUAUGCCGCCUCCACCACCACCACACCAAGGUUGAUAAUCAUCUUUUCAGUCUUGGGACCUAACCAACCAUUUGUAAGCCCUUUCUUCCAUAGCAAGUAACCACAAGAAUUUUUCUCACUGCAGUUUUAGAGACUCU